AUGGUAUCUCUAUCUACGUAUUUGCUCGCCUUCGUUCUUCCCGCGUCACUUGCACUUGCAAAGCCGACAAGUUCCCCUGUAUGCAUCGUUGGUGCCGGCCCUGCGGGACUUGCUGCUGCGAAAGCGCUGGAAGACAAGGGGAAAGAUGUUGUCGUAUUCGAAAAGAAAGCAACCGUUGGUGGAAAAUGCCAAGCGAUCUACAAAGAUGGAUUCUUCCACCCCCUCGGCGCAGUCCUCUUUGAGAAAGCCGCCUACGUUGAGACCGUUAAGUUAAUUGAACAGACUGGUGUCCCAUACAGCAACCUCUCCUCUGGGGAGAGAUGGUAUUUUGACUGGAAGACGGGCACGGCAGCACAGGCACCACCGACGCCGCAAGAUGUCGCCACCGCAUUAGUGCUUGAAUAUCAGCAGUACACAGAGUUUUGGAAUACAGUCUACCGGCCUUCGAGCGUGAGUGGAUAUAAAAAUGGUGUUCCGCCGGAGCUCGCUGUACCUGGCGCCCAAUGGCUGGCGCAAAACGGGUAUCAAAUUCUCGGGCUCGCCAUGGUCGAUGCUUUUGUCACGUACGGAUACGGCGACUACAGAGAAGUUCCUGCGCUGUACGUCCUUGAGUUCUUCACGCCAAGUAUCCUGGCGUAUCUUCUAGGGUUGACUCCCGGUUAUAAGAUCGAUUUCCACAAGCUGUUUGCGGAAUUUUCCAAGUCUAUCAAAGCCCAAAUUCAUCUCAGCACCAACAUUAUCCUGAUUUCCCGCUGGCGGUCGCCUAUCAUCAUCUACCGGGAGGGUCAUAACUGGCUCCCUCGUAUCCAGACCUGCUCUGAUCUUAUCCUCGCCUUUCCGCCGACCGUUGAAGCCCUUGAAGGUGCUGGUCUCAUCCUCUCACGUGAGGAAGAAGACUUAUUCAGUGCCGUACGAGUAGUGAACUACUUUUCCUCUGCCGUGAAGAUGCGCCAACUUCCAGGCAACGUCUCAUUCUCCCCAUUGAAGACUGACCCGUUCACACCAGUGGCGCCCGAGGGCCAGCCCAUUUUUUUCACUGCUCUGCACCCCGGCUCGGGUGUAGCUAACGUGUGGUCGUGGGACGCGGACGAUGCCACGAAAGACAUAAGCAGGGUCCGGCGGCUACUCACCGAGACUCUGAGCAAGUAUAACAAAGACCCGAAAGACACAGCGCAAAAGCCCACCCCAGUGAGGGAUAAAGACGUGAUUGGCUUCAGCGCCGUGACAGACUACUUUCCACACGUGGGCCCCGCUGAGUUAGACGGAGGUUGGUAUGCUCGGUUUAAUGCCCUGAUGGGCACCUCUCAUACGUAUUAUGCCUCUGGGCUGAAUUCUUUUGAGACGGUCGAGUUCGCUCUCAGAGCCGGCCAGGACAUUGUCGAAUCUUACUUGUAA
This is a messenger RNA of Scedosporium apiospermum, 1395 nucleotides long. Its product is annotated as 4,4'-diapophytoene desaturase. The record is from RefSeq and is a predicted model, not a curated record. Bases 1 to 1395 code for a protein of 464 amino acids. NCBI's taxonomy places the organism in Eukaryota, Fungi, Ascomycota, Sordariomycetes, Microascales, Microascaceae. The transcript has 6 exons.